CCCGCGGCGGAAGCCGGAAGUGAGGGCCCGGACCCGCCAUGGCGACGGGGGCGACGCGGCAGGAGGUCUCCUCGGACAGCUCCGAGGAAGAGCGGCCGCUCACCGAGGCCGAGGAACUGGCCGCCCAGAAGCGAGAAACCAGGCUGAGGAAGUUCAGAGAGCUGCAUAUGAAGAGGAAUGAAGCCCGCAGACUAAAUCACCAGGAAGUCGUGGAGGAAGAUAAAAGACUCAAGUUACCGGCAAACUGGGAGGCUAAGAAAGCCCGACUGGAAUGGGAAUUGCAAGUAGAAGAAAAGAAGAAGGAAUGUGCAGCUAAAGGAGAGGAUUACGAGCGGGUGAAGCUGUUGGAAAUCAGCGCGGAAGAUGCAGAAAGAUGGGAGAGGAAAAAGAAACGAAAGAACCCGGACCUAGGCUUUUCAGAUUACGCGUCUGCCCAGUUACGCCAGUACCACAGGCUGACCAAGCAGAUCAAACCGGACAUGGAAGCCUACGAGAAACUGAGGGAAGAACACGGCGCAGAUUUCUAUCCGACGUCCGACAGUCUCCUUCACGGAACCCACGUGCCGUCCCAGGAGGGAAUUGAUAGGAUGGUUUCAGACCUGGAAAAACAAAUCGAAAAGCGGGAGAAGUACAGCCGGAGGCGUCCGUACAAUGACGAUUCCGAUAUCGAUUACAUUAACGAAAGAAAUGCCAAAUUCAAUAAGAAGGCGGAAAGGUUCUACGGGAAGUAUACAGCUGAAAUCAAACAGAAUCUGGAAAGAGGAACAGCUGUGUAGAGCCCGCCGGGAAGCGGCAACGGCACGGAGGGAGUUUGGCGGGAGCAGAACGGAGAAGACGGAAUCACCUUUCCCUGGUCAGAAGAGCCAAAUUACGUACCGCUGGUCAGAAUACUUUAUAUGUCCCCAGGCACAGGUGCAUCUGUUUUGGAAGAAAUAAAACUUCAUGUUAAUAGAACUUAGCAGUGACAGGGGAAUAUGUACAUAGUCCUAGAUUUUAGUGUGCGCUUAAAAUAAUUAUCCCAAUAAAAAAACGGGUUUGAA
Messenger RNA from Ornithorhynchus anatinus (platypus), 1040 nucleotides. It is a transcript of the gene SYF2, whose product is annotated as SYF2 pre-mRNA splicing factor. Gene Ontology annotation, cellular component: Prp19 complex; catalytic step 2 spliceosome; post-mRNA release spliceosomal complex. The transcript is spliced from 7 exons. The record is from RefSeq and is a predicted model, not a curated record. Lineage: Eukaryota; Metazoa; Chordata; Mammalia; Monotremata; Ornithorhynchidae. The coding region runs from base 39 to 776 and encodes 245 amino acids.